AUCAUUUUAUUUGCUUCUUACACUGAACCAUCAAACAAUUUUUGUUUCAAUCCCGUCCCGAAAUGGCCCCGGAAGUUCCGAAGAAAUUUUACCGUCAGGUACUUAAAGGAGUUUCUUACUUCACAAUCAAGAAGAAACGAGACUGCAAUCUUCGUGACGUUGUCAGUUACGUCUAUUUGAAAAAUGCCCGGAACGCGACGGCCGACAUCUGCGAGGACGCAUCCAAACGGGUCCUGAACAAGCUGUGCUCCGAAGGAGUAAUUCAGAAAAAUGGAACCAAAUUCCGGUUGAAUUUUCUGGUGCCAUCUGGUGGGCCGCGACAGCAACCAACGGCGGUCGACCGAGGGGAAAUUGAGCCGGCUCCAUCAUCCAGCGCUGGGGGCCGAGCUUCUCGAAGACAACCAAGCUUUACUAAACGGACCGCUCGUAAAGUUCAGAGGAAGCCUAGUCGACCCCGGAGGAGAUCUGGCAAUCGGCGUCCAACGGAUAUGGAAGUUGCAAGUCAAGGAUCGAUAGAGCAGGAGGGUUCGGAUGAAGACUUCUGGGACGACGAUGAUGAAGAAGAUUUCAACGAUGGUAAUGCUUCUACCUCGACAACGUCUGUGAAACCACCGACCGAGCCAUUCCAGCACAAGCCGAUUAAAAAGGAUAUCGAUGCCGAAGUGGUCAGCACCCAGGUUAUUGCUAUCCCGGUUGUACCUUCAACGAAAACAUUGAAAGUUAGUUCGGAAGGAACAACCAGCUCGUCGGAACCAACUCCCAGAGCCUCCUCUGAUUAAUGAAAUACUUACGAUUUUGGAAGCCAUCAUCAUGAUUUACAAUGAAACUAAAUUGUUUUCGAAUGCAUAUAUUUAUAAAAGGAUUUUUAAACCAAUAAAUUAAAUCAAAAUCAUAGUUCCAA
This is a messenger RNA of Uranotaenia lowii, 901 nucleotides long. RefSeq lists its product as uncharacterized. Lineage: Eukaryota; Metazoa; Arthropoda; Insecta; Diptera; Culicidae. The transcript has 4 exons. The record is from RefSeq and is a predicted model, not a curated record. Bases 63 to 779 code for a protein of 238 amino acids.